Gekko japonicus is the source of this 945-nucleotide messenger RNA. RefSeq names its product olfactory receptor 6B1-like. Gene Ontology annotation, biological process: G protein-coupled receptor signaling pathway. The transcript has a single exon. Gene Ontology annotation, cellular component: membrane. NCBI's taxonomy places the organism in Eukaryota, Metazoa, Chordata, Lepidosauria, Squamata, Gekkonidae. The record is from RefSeq and is a predicted model, not a curated record. Gene Ontology annotation, molecular function: G protein-coupled receptor activity; olfactory receptor activity. The coding region runs from base 1 to 945 and encodes 314 amino acids.
AUGCAACUGGCAAACCAGUCACAUGUGACAGAAUUCAUUCUGGUGGGGUUUCCAGGAAGUCUAAAACUACAGCACUCUCUUUUCACAGUUUUUCUGGUUGCCUACACCCUGACAGUAAUGGAGAAUUUGAUUGUCAUUGUACUAAUCUGUGUGAAUAUCAAGCUUCAUAAACCUAUGUAUAUAUUCUUGGGAAAUCUUUCUUUCCUGGAGAUCUGGUAUGUCUCAGUCACUGUCCCCAAGAUGCUUUCAGGCUUUGCUACACAGAAGAUGGACAUUUCCUUCGCAGGCUGCAUGGCCCAGCUCUACUUCUUUCUGGCUCUGGCAUGCACAGAGUGUGCCCUCCUAACAGUUAUGGCCUAUGACCGUUAUGUUGCCAUCUGUAGCCCUUUGCGUUAUCCCACCAUAAUGAGUCAAGAAUUCUGUAUCCGUUUAGCAGCUGGUUCAUGGCUGAGUGGUUUUUUGGUAGCCACAGGAAAGACCUUCUUCAUCUCACGCUUGAGUUACUGUGGACCCAAUAUUGUCAACCACUUCUUCUGUGAUGUCUCCCCACUUCUCAAUCUAGCUUGUACUGCUUUGUCAUUGGCUGAACUCAUUGACUUCCUGCUGGCCUUGCUCAUUAUCAUUGGCCCACUCAUUGUGACAAUCACCUCUUAUAUCUGCAUUAUCUCUACUGUCUUGCGCAUUCCUUCAGCCAAAGGGAAGCAAAAGGCAUUUUCUACCUGUGCCUCACAUCUUUUUGUAGUCACCGUUUACUUUGCUGCCACCAUUUUCAUCUAUGUUCGACCAAGGGCUCUCACCAAUGUUAACGCCAACAAGCUUGUGUCUGUUGUCUAUACAGUUGUAACACCACUUCUUAACCCAGUCAUAUAUUGCAUGAGGAAUCAAGAGUUCAAGGAUGCCUGGAGAAAAAUGUUUAAUGGGCCUUCUUCAAGACAAAUAGACUAA